Molecule: messenger RNA, 3125 nt
Organism: Pyrgilauda ruficollis (rufous-necked snowfinch)
Lineage: Eukaryota; Metazoa; Chordata; Aves; Passeriformes; Passeridae
Gene: SLC41A3
Product: solute carrier family 41 member 3
Exons: 11
Coding region: 926-2386 (486 amino acids)
Biological process (GO): monoatomic cation transport
Cellular component (GO): plasma membrane
Molecular function (GO): monoatomic cation transmembrane transporter activity
Source: RefSeq, a predicted model, not a curated record
GCAAACUAGCAGAAAGUUGAAGUGAUGACAGCAGAUAAGGGUGCUUGCUUUUGAAGCUUAUUGGCCGGUUCUCUGAACUUUUUUUCCCCCUGAGAGCCAGUCAUUCAGAGGUACAGCUGGCACAGCCUGAUUGUUCUGUCCCACCAUGGAGCGGACACGAGGGGCCGGGGUCUAGAAGGGCAGAUCUUGUGUCACAGCCGGCUCAGCCGUGUCACCUGCCUGGGGACGAGACCUGCGUAACGCCGUCAGCUGAGAGAAGCCUGGGCUCCUGCUUUCCUUGACCUUUCUUCACCUUGGAGAAGUGCAGAAUGGAUCCUGGUUGGUAACUCCCCACCUCCUCGGUCUCGGGACAGUGAGGAAAGUUCGGCAGUGCUUGUGGUGGGAGCGAGGGAGCUGGGCUGGCUGGCAGCAGGCUCACACAUUAAACCAUCGUAUCAAACGCGCGCCGCGCUCUGACAAGAAAUGUAACCCGAGGAGAAAGGACACCAGUGUGUUUGAGCACGCUGAGGGAUUCUUGUAUGACUUGUUACUCUUUCAGUGCUGUAGCCUGAGCAGGUCUUACUGGUUUUUACUGAAGUGGUGGGAGCUGAAUGGGGUGUGGGCUCGUUUCUAUUCGUCCACAAGCAUCUCUACAAUCUUCUCUUCUCUUUUUUAAUUCCCCCCUGGAUAUAAAUCAGAGAAAUUGUGUCCAUCGAGUUUGCUGCCACCUGGGCUCAACCCAGCUGAACCAAUUUUGGAGGAAACCCUUGCUGCAAUCAUCUGGACGUGCUCCUAGGAGGAGAAGAAACUAAAGGAAUUUGGCAUCGUUGCUGUAGUUUGAGGAAAAACAUUCCUUCUGGCUUUGGAGAAAGCUACAGAGAGGAUCUGUGUCAUGUCCUGACCUCCCUCCAUUUUCCUGCUGAGCAUGGGGUAACAGUGUGUGACCAUGGUGGUCACCCAGUUACAGCUGGAACUGUGCUUCCACGGCAAGAAGCUGAGAGGUUUCACCUGCAAGUUGACCAGGUCAGCCAGUGGAUUUCUCCCAGAGACUUCAUUCUCCAUUGCCUCCCAGAUUUUUGUACCAUUCCUUCUGGCUGGCUUGGGAAUGGUAGCUGCUGGCCUCUUGAUGGAUGUUGUUCAAGGGUCCUUGGCUGCUGGUCCAUCUGGAUUCUGGGCUGGCUGGCAUUGCUGGAGACCUUGCAGGGCCCUGCCGGUGUUUGGCCCACUUUUUGACAGUAAGCACUGGGACGUGUUCCGGACAAUCACAGAAGUGUUUAUCCUGGUUCCUGCCUUGGUUGGCCUGAAGGGAAAUCUGGAGAUGACACUGGCAUCCAGGCUCUCCACUGCUGCUAACACUGGACAGAUGGAUGAUGCCCAGAAGCAGUGGAAAAUGGCCACCUGCAACUUAGCCCUUAUCCAGGUCCAGGCCACUGUGGUGGGACUCCUGGCUGCUGUUGCUGCUGUGAUCCUGGGAGCCAUCUCCAAGGGCUCUGUGGAGCUGAGCCAGGCUGCUGUGCUGUGUGCCAGCAGCGUGACCACGGCCUUCAUAGCUGCACUUUCCCUUGGUCUGGUGAUGAUUGGUGUGAUCAUUGGAGCAAGGAAAGUUGGGAUCAAUCCAGACAAUGUCGCCACACCCAUAGCAGCGAGCCUGGGAGAUUUGAUAACCCUUUCCCUCCUGGCAGGAAUCAGCAGCACACUCUUCAAAUACAUAGAUGUGAAGUACCUUUCUCCUCUGAUCUGUGCUGUAUUCAUUGUCAUGAUCCCUCUCUGGGUUGCUAUUGCCAAGCAAAGUCCUUCCCUGGCCGAAGUCCUCAAGUCUGGGUGGCAGCCGGUUAUUGUUGCCAUGAGCAUCAGCAGCAUUGGUGGGCUCAUCCUGGACAAAACUGUAACUGACCCAAACUUUGAAGGCAUGGCAGUUUUCACACCUGUGAUUAACGGUGUUGGAGGGAAUCUGGUUGCCAUCCAAGCCAGCCGAAUUUCUACAUUCCUGCACUUCUGGAGCAUGCCUGGAGUUUUGCCAUACAAGAUGAGGCAGAAUUGGCCCAACCCAUGCACCACAUUCUUCUCAUCAGGGGUGAAUUCCAAGUCAGCCCGGGUCCUGUUCCUCCUGGUUAUCCCAGGGCACCUCGUGUUCCUCUACACCAUCCAUCUGCUGCAGGGAGGCCACACAUCCCUGUCCUUCACCUUUGUGAUGUUCUAUCUGGCUGCUGCUUUGCUUCAGGUGGGGAUCCUGCUCUACGUGGCUGACCUGAUUGUGCGCCUGAUGUGGAGGAAGGCUCUGGACCCAGAUAAUUUCUCCAUCCCCUACCUCACUGCCCUGGGGGACCUCCUGGGCACUGGAUUCCUGGCCAUCUGUUUCCGCCUGGUUUGGCUCAUCCACGGCACAGACAUGAACCUGGGCAACUGAGAGUCCCUGUGCUGCUCUCGUCCCUGGUGUGACACGGUGCUUCCCUCCGGGCCACGGGGGUACCUGGCACUCAGUGCUGGCUCACCUGGCUGGGCUGGGCUCCAUUGGCACCCCAACACCCACCUGCCCUGCCCUCUGUGCCUUACAGCCUGCCCACCCCGAGGGAUCAGCACCCACAAACUCCUGCCCUUGCAAGGGAGCAAAGCGGAUUUAAGGAGCUCCCCCUGCUCACACCUGGCAAACAAGGCAGCAAGGAGCAUUUGGGCCACUGGGGAGGAAGGAAUGAAGGAAGGAAGGAGCAUUUGGGCCAUGGUCUCAAUCCCCAGCACUGUCACAGCCCCGAGUCUGCUCCAAAGCCUGCCGAGGUCACUGCGUCUGAUCCUGCAAGUGGAUGUUGCAGCCCCUCCAUCAGACUCUGACUUUCCACUGAGGGAAAUUCUUUAUUCACCCCACUUUUCUCCUGCUCCUGGAGUAGCAGAGCAACCAGGUCUUUAAACUUGUCUUGUCUCCAUCGCUCAGAGGCUCAGGAUCUGAGGCAGUGAGCUGCUGGCUCAUGCCCAGUGGAGGUUAUCUAGGGAUACCACCUACCUGCCCUGGCAGCAUUGCUGGUGUCUGACCAAAAAGCUGGUUAGAUUGCAUUUUGGGGGCAGGAAGGUUUGUUUUUAUGGUUUAUGAAAUGUCCAGUAGUUAAAAUGUUUAUAGAAACACACACAUAAAUAAAGUGGGUAAAAAAAAAAAA